AUGGCCUCCGUGGCCCUGGGCGGCGUGGCAAACUUCUGUGCCCAAGAACCUUUCCGCCAGAUGCAGGACUUUCGAGGUUUUGAUCUGGCCAUGGAACGCUGCGCUCUUCACUAUGCAGCCCAAACGACCGUCAAGACACUGCCCAACGAAUGUCUGACGACAACAAAAACGGUCAUCCUUUCGACAAACACUGUACACGUGACGAGUCGCCUGGCUUGCCCCACCAACGAGCCGCAUGUCGAGAUCCGUGACUCUGUUGCGCUGGAGCGAAGGGCGGCUGAGCCGGCGGCGCGAACGCAAAAGCAUACGAGCACUCAUGGUCAUACGCAUACGCAAGCUGCUCAAAAGAAGACUGGAACGAAGAAAGCCAACAACACGAAGACGAAGAGUGGUCAGCAUACCGCUCAGACGAAGAGCGGCCAUCACACUACUCAGACGAAGAGUGGCCAUCAUACUACUGAGACGAAGAGUGAUCAUCAUACGACUCAGACGAAGAGCGGCCAUCAUACUACUGACACAAAGAGUGGUCAUCAUACUACUGAAACGAAGAGUGGCCAUCAUACCACCCAGACUCACACCGGCACACAUACUGGUACAACGACUCACACCCACGGUCCCUCCAAAGCGCCACGGGACCUGAUGGACGACCAACGCCGCGCCGGACCCACUCCCGUCGCCUUCUUCAAGCGUGAUGCCGCGGCGACCAAGACGGCAGAGUGGUCGAGUUACUACGGCGCGCUGGCCGAGUGUGGAUACAAUUGCAUUCAAACGGCGUGCUCGUGCGUAGGCACUCUUCAAGUCGUGCUGCAAACCCCUGCGCCAACAUGCACCUCGACGUUGACCAAGGAGACUGUGGUCCAUGAAACCAAGACCGUGCAGCUCGCUGCGGACUCCUGUUGA
Messenger RNA from Neohortaea acidophila, 900 nucleotides. RefSeq lists its product as uncharacterized. The coding region runs from base 1 to 900 and encodes 299 amino acids. The record is from RefSeq and is a predicted model, not a curated record. NCBI's taxonomy places the organism in Eukaryota, Fungi, Ascomycota, Dothideomycetes, Mycosphaerellales, Teratosphaeriaceae. The transcript has 3 exons.